This is a messenger RNA of Cannabis sativa, 2225 nucleotides long. Its product is annotated as protein TRIGALACTOSYLDIACYLGLYCEROL 2, chloroplastic. Lineage: Eukaryota; Viridiplantae; Streptophyta; Magnoliopsida; Rosales; Cannabaceae. The transcript is spliced from 6 exons. Bases 454 to 1599 code for a protein of 381 amino acids. Gene Ontology annotation, cellular component: chloroplast inner membrane. The record is from RefSeq and is a predicted model, not a curated record. Gene Ontology annotation, molecular function: phospholipid binding; lipid carrier activity.
UUUCUUAUAAUAUUCUUGCAAAAGUUGUCUUUACAUUUUCAUUGUCUAAAAUAAUGAGCAUUGUCGCAAAGUAAUGGCCUAAACUUGCAGAAGGCCCAAUGCGGUCUGUAUUGGCCCCAUGACCUUUGCCUUUACUUUACCUUUCAUUCCUCCCUCUUUCAUUUUCUCUCUCCACUGUUCAGUGUGAAGUUGUGAACUCCAUCUGAGUCGAAGGCUGACCUUGUUUCAGUAUUAUCAUCAAAUUGGUUAUCUCUUCGCCUUGCAUUUCUCACUUACAACCAUAAAAUUCUCGUCUUUCGUCGAAACCUUGCAGGGUUUAAUGAUGAAUUGGAUUGCUUGAUGCUCAUACUGCUGCUGAAGCCUAAUGCUAAACUUGUUUGGAAGGACAUUUGAAUCUGUGCAGCUGCCUGAGGAUUAUUUUUAAUCUCUUGCUGAUUUGGGUAGUUUAAGAAAAUGGUUGGAAAUCCAAUGGCUCAGGCAUCUACAUGCCCUACUGUGUUAUUUUCGUCGUUGGGAUCCGUCUCAUAUCGCUCUUCAAAUCAUUUGCCUUACCUUCCGUUUAGAUCCAAAAGAAAAAUGACUCAGAUUAGUGCUACUUCCUCUGAAACUGGACAUGACCAAGUACCAUCUUCCGAGAAAAAGAACCCGCUUGCAGCCGUAUUGAAUGUUCCACAGGCUAUUUGGAAGCGGACUCUACGGCCACUAAGUGAUUUUGGUUUCGGUCAUAGGAGCAUUUGGGAAGGUGGGGUGGGGUUGUUUUUGGUUUCUGGUGCUGUUAUUCUUGCUCUCAGUAUAGCUUGGUUGAGGGGUUUUCAAAUGCGGUAUAGAUUCAGGAAGUACAUGGCUGUGUUUGAAUUUAGUCAAGCUUGUGGUAUAUCGAAUGGAACACCUGUAAGGAUUAGAGGGGUGACUGUUGGUAAUGUUGUUGGAGUCAAUCCUUCUUUGAGAAGUAUUGAGGCGGUUGUUGAGGUUAAAGAUGAUAAGAUAAUCAUACCUCGAAAUUCACUGAUUGAGGUAAACCAGUCAGGUCUACUUAUGGAAACAAUAAUUGACAUAACACCUCGAGAUCCAAUUCCAAAUGCGUUAGUUGGACCUCUUGAUCCAGACUGUGCCAAAGAAGGUCUAAUUGUGUGUGAUAAGGAAAAGGUGAAGGGGCAACAAGGAGUAAGUUUGGAUGCUUUAGUAGGGAUAUUUACACGGCUUGGACGUGAUGUGGAGGAAAUUGGUAUUGCCAACACUUAUUCACUGGCUCAACGAGUUUCUUCUGUUAUUGAAGAAGCAAGGCCUCUGCUUACAGAGAUCCAAGCCAUGGCUGAAGAUAUUCAACCUUUACUAGCUGAGGUGCGAGAUAGCGGUCUCCUUAAAGAAGUUGAAAGUUUAACCAAAAGCCUUACUGAAGCCUCUAAUGAUCUGAGAAAAGUGCAGUCAUCCAUUUUGACUCCUGAGAAUACAGAGAAGAUUCAGAAAUCAGUACUAUCUUUGGUUUUUACCUUGAAGAACAUCGAGAGUAUAAGCUCUGAUAUCCUUGGUUUCACUGGUGAUGAGGCUACAAGACGAAAUUUGAAAUUACUUAUCAAAUCCCUCAGCAGGUUAAUAUGAAAGUAUUCUGGAGAAACUAAUCGAUGUUAGCUAGAACUAGCAAUAUCGGUUGUGAAAUUUAAAAUGGUUUCCAGGUCCAAUAAUGUAGUAGAGAUGAAGAGAAGCAUCACCAAACUGGGUCUGGCUCCUUCAAUUUUAAGCCCUUCCCUUUAAUUGUGCUUGCACUGGAAAUCUUUGAGUAUAGUCCUCAUUUUUCAUUAAUCUAUUUGGUUACCUCGAGUUCCCUUGAUGUUCUGUUAACCCAUUUAAACACAGUUGCUUAUAACCCAUUAUGACAGGCCUCGUCUUCCCAAAACCAUUUUCCAAGUUACAAAUAUUCUUUCUGAUUACAUAUCUUUGGGUGUCUUUCCGUUGCUGUGGAAUCCGUUUCUAUCUAAAUGUCUUUUUCUUCUAUGUUCUCUAAGACAAGCUACAUCUUUUUAUUCUUCUUUAAGGUUUCUUGUCUCAUUUACAUGUUUGCUUCUUUUCCUUGUAAAAAGGUGGUUGAUACUAGUUAAUCUCUCUACUUCACCUUAGACUAGCUUGAUUGAGGUUCAAUACUCUAUGGUCUUUUUCUUAGGCAGGACUUGUAAUUUGAGAGGAUUUGUUUUUGGGAUCCAACCUAUCUUUCAAACUUCUGCUCUGCA